This is a messenger RNA of Larimichthys crocea (large yellow croaker), 6970 nucleotides long. RefSeq names its product leucine-rich repeats and IQ motif containing 1 (gene lrriq1). The coding region runs from base 47 to 3976 and encodes 1309 amino acids. Lineage: Eukaryota; Metazoa; Chordata; Actinopteri; Sciaenidae. The record is from RefSeq and is a predicted model, not a curated record. Gene Ontology annotation, molecular function: protein binding. The transcript is spliced from 20 exons.
GAGGACAAAGAAGAAGGAGGAGGAGGAAAGAAAAAGGAUAGAAGAGAUGAGGAAGGAAGUGGAGAAUAAGAGAAAGAGAAAAACAGAGAAACAAAUGAGCUUAAAGGAGGUGGAAUGGCAAAAGAAAGAAGAAGAGGAGAGAAAAAAUAGGGAACAGAAAAAUAUGAGAACAGAGGAAGAGACUGAGGAGAAGAAGAAACAGGAGGAGAUGAAGAGAAAGGAAGAAGAGGAGGAGGAGGCUGAUGAGAGAAAAAAUACAGCUCAGAAAAAGAUGUGCGAAGUCAUUAGAACGGAGAAUAAAGAACAACAUGGGUAUGUAGAUGAAGAAAUAAAACUUGAGGCCACAAAAAAGAAGGAAGAAAGUGAUAGGAAAAAGAGGAAGGAGGAGGAGGAGGAGGAUGAGAAACAGGAGGCAAGGAAGAGGGAGAAGCACAGAAAAAAGAUGGAGGAGAAGAAGGAGGUGAGGGAAGUGGUAGGAAAACAGGAAGGGGAAGAUAGCAAUAUGGAAAAAGAGCUAAGACCCAUGGAAGAGGAUGAGAAGAGGAAAAAGGAGGAAGAACAGAGGAGCAGGCAGAAGGACGAUAUAAUGAGACAGAUAGAUGAAGAGAGAAAAUCAAAAAUAAUGAGACUAGAUAAAGAUGGGAAUAAAGGACAUGAUGUGGACUACAGAAAGAUGGAACAAGAGAACAAAACAAAAAUAAAAGAGAUGAAACAGGAGGAGGAAGAGAAAAGAAAAAGAGUGGAAAGGAAAAAUUCAGAGGCAGAGAAGGAGCAGAAUGUUGAAGAGGUAGAGAGAGAAACCAAAAAAACAGAAGAAGAAACACGACUCAAAGAAACUGAAGAGAGCAAAAAGAGAACACCGGCACAGGGAAAAGAGGUAAGAAUAAAUGAGGUGCGAGAGAAAAAAGAAAAUGAGAGCAUGGUGGGUCAAAAUGAAAAAAAUAAAACAGAAAACUUCUCACAACUAAAAGAUUGCCACACCAGAACAUCCUCAAGCCCUGAUCCUUUACACGGUGUGUCUGCAACAUGCAAUACCAGAACUGAAGCAAGACCACAACAACACGACCUGCACAAGAACGUCAGUCAGACCUCCCCAGAUAAAAAUCAAGAAGUGACUUCUUCCACUGCAUUGCUUUUACCUGUGUGCCUCCCAGAGCACACAGAGAAGAAGAGGCUGUCAUGGAUGAAUGACUGUGUCUCCUGGACCAAACUCUCCCUCCAGAACAGGAGGAAGCAGAAAGGAUCUGUUCAGAGUCAUAGAGGGCCGAGGAGGGCAGCAGAGGCCAGCAGUCUGCCACCUCUCUGCCCAGAUUUUCUGCUUCAGUACACAGGCUGGAAAUCCCUGCAACAGGUGACCUCACUGACCCUGGAGGACUUGCCGGGCUGUAGCUUAUCCACUCUUGCUCAGUGUACUCGACUUCAGUCCCUCAGCCUCAGAUGCUGUGGCCUCAAAUCCCUGGAAGGUCUCAACCAUUUAUCACAGCUUUGCUACAUCAAUGUACAGGAAAAUGACAUCUCUUUUAUCGACUGUGAAAAUAUGAUGAGUUUACGAGUUCUUCAACUUAGCCACAAUAAACUGACGUCAAUCCAUGGUUUAACUGGUGCUGAAAAUUUGGACGUUCUGGACCUCUCGCACAACUUCAUCACCCGCAUUGCUGGUCUGGAGUCUGUGAGGAGACUGCAGAGGUUGUUGGUGGAUCAUAACCAGCUCAUCAGCACCAAAGGACUGAGGGACGUAUAUACUCUCCUCCACCUGAACUGCUCACACAACCACCUGGCAAGCGUGGAGGGUCUGGAGAGCAGUGCUCUGCUCAACACACUCGACCUGAGAGCCAACAGCCUUAAUGAGCCCCCCAGUCUGAACAACCACGUCCUCCUCAGAGAGCUACAUCUAGACGACAACAGCAUCUCCUCUUUGCAGGGCCUCACUGCUUGCUGGCUCCCCCUCAUGCAACAUUUCUCUGUGGCCCAAAACAGAAUAACCCAGCUGCCCUCCAUGUCAGACUGCGUGUCCCUUGCAAAUCUGGAUCUUCGAUUCAACUGCAUAUCAGAGCUGCAGAACGUGUGUGUGAGUCUGGAGGGAUGUCAUUUCUUGCAAGAAGUCCACCUCACAGGGAAUCCUCUUCAGCAGGAGAGUGGCUGGGGAUCUACUCUACAGAAAGCAGUGCCUGGCCUGAGGUUCAUCGAUGGCCAAAAGACAGACUCUUUUCUAUCACCCCCCUCUGUUCAACAGGUCAGCUUGGCCUCAGGCAACUUCCUAAUGUUCUGUCAGGCUCAGCUUCAGCAGACUCAUGAUUUACAGCAACAGCACAGCAGGGAGCACAGUGAUGCCUCCUCUCCACUGGAUGCUGCAAAGACCUCUUGUCGACACUUCACUGAGGUUCUGCAGCUGGCUACAGAUCAGAGAUUUGCCCAUGAAUACGGUGACACCACUGUGGCUAACAAACACACAGCUGCAGGCCAAACAAUACCUGAGGAAACACUUGACAUGGACAGAGCCAAUGCUGAGAACCAUGCUGAGCACCCAGAAAUGGACACUGUAAAAGUCCCACCAGUUAUUUCAAACAGAGAUGAUAUCAGAUGCAGCGACAGGACUAUUGAUGAAAAGUCAGCUGCAGAGAGUCAGCAUGACACACUUUACACUGCUACAACAGGUCCAAGGACAGUGCCGACAGUUUGGAAGGCUAACUCUGGCAGUGUUCACUCCGUGGAUACAAAAAUAAAUACUCUGGCCAAACAUCAAAACCUGGACCUCCAAAACACAGCAGCCGUUGUGAUUCAGCAUCUGUGGAAGAAAUAUAGAGAGAAAUGUGGGAACAUCAGCAGCCCUUCCACAGCUGAGAAGGGAGGAGUAGGAGGAGAUGGAGGAAAGCCAGAGUCAGGACCUUCCUAUAUUAACGGGAGCGUUGUUGGCCAAGAUUAUGCAGCAACUGUCAUCCAGGCAUGGUGGAGGGGCUUCAGUCUGAGGAAGAGGCUCACAUCUGCUCUGGCCGCUGUCACAUGCCCCGACACCGGAGAGGACGACACCUUUGAGGAGGUGGACGUGGAUGAAUUUGUCUUUGAUGAGGAAGCACUGGAGAAACACUGGACACUGCUGCUUUCUGAGGACUCACCUACCAGAUGUUACCCUGAGUCAGAACAGCUACUGUCUGUGAAGCCUCCUGGGGCCUUUCCUGAUCCCUCUAAGUACAUAGUCCCACCACCGCUUGUACAGAGUUCAAAGCAGGCCUGGGUGGAUGAAGAACUGGUUGAGUCUCCUAGGCACAGAUUUUCCCCACCGAGCUCCAACAGAAGCAAAUCUCCUGCCUCAGCCUCAGCGAUCAGUGGUUUGUCGGCAAGAUCAGAAAAGAUUCUGGAAGAAUGGGGUUUCACUCACCACCACACAGCUCUUCUUAUGCUUAAGAGAGCUCAGAAUAUGAAGUCAAAGAAGCAACAGCGGAAGAAAUGUAGCGAUCCCUCUGUCCGUCUUGCCUGGUUCAAAAACCAGCCGGGGCCAGUGGAAGCACGGUGCAGGCAAGCACAACACAACAGAAAUUAUACAAAAGCUCGCGAGGCCGAGGUGGGCCUUCAGCAAGCAGAGAAGACAGAGCGAGUGAAGCGGGAACGAGCUCAGCAGUGGCUGCACACCCAGGCUGCUCACUCUGACAGGGACUCAGAGAGUGAACAUUUUUUACCGGAGAUCAGCUCAGACGUUUUGAAUGGAGGCAGAGUACAGCUCGUGGCGGACCCAGGAUAUACAGAGCAUCUACAUCAUGCCAGUGGAUUGUGGGCCAACAGCAGUUCAGCUGCCCAGCCUUGCAAACAGAACAAUUAUCUUCGCAAAAACUCUUUGGGUCAUACAAGAGAAGAAGUUCCAUCUCCGAAGCGAGUCACGUCAGCUCCGUCAAAAAAAGAGCGCAUCUCCUUCCGAGACAACCCCAUCCAGAUGAGCGGCGGCUGGGGAGGGGGCAGGAAGAGGGACAAAGUGUACAAGUAAAACACAAACUCUGCUACAAACAUGUCAUCUUUUUUGCUGUCCUUACCUAGGACAACAUAAAGACGAGACUUUUUUUUUCAGUUCACCUCUUCUGAUACAAAGAAUGCAGCUUUUUCAAAAUGUGCAUCUUGUUUUGGACAACAUAUUUAUGCUUCCCUUCGGAUGCAACAUGAUACUAACAACAACCUGUGUUGUGGUAUUACCAUGUUUUCAUGCAAGAAAAUACCACAAAUGUAGUGAGACAAGGUUUAAACCAAUACAUUUCAGCUCCACAAUCUUUUCCGUCCAUGAAGAAGACUGUCUUUAUUUUUAUUUUCAGUGCUAUUUCAUCGCAAGCGCUGAAUCUGCCUGCAGCUAUUCCUUUUCAACUGAGCUGAAAACUCGAGCUCCCUCUCUAAAAAAUUAAUUAGGACCAAUAGGACCAGGACCAGCCCAAAUAUCUUCAGGCACUUCCAUUAUGUUGAUUCUGCUCAAGUGUCACUGCCUGAACGUGAUCUCAGCCAGCCAGCACCAAAACACAUGGAAGAAAAUCACAAACCUUGCAAAUAGCACGCUUCGUAUGCAAAUGAUGGCAGGAAAUCAGAACCGGGGCCAUUAAUACCUGUGGAUUUAUGUCUCGCAGGAUGCUUAACUGCUGUUUUUCUCCCGAUUUACUCUCUUGACAAAAAAUCUCAUAAUUAUAGUUUGUAGUCAUGGGAAGAGACUUGCUUUUUCCACUUCUGCUGUGCUCUCUUAGGAGUAAAGUUUAAUAAAGCCCAGAGAUUUAAGUGCAAUUUCCCCGAUCUGUGGCUAUUUUUAGCCGAUGCUCACCAACAGUGGGCUUGAAAUUACUGCUUUUAUGAGCCGAGUGAAAACAUUGGUGUUUGAAUUAGAAAGAUGUUUUCUUUAUUUUCAGUCUUGGAUUCUAAUGGCCUUGUCUGUGUAUGUGAAUUUGGAGAGCUAAGGCGUCUGUCCGCAAACACUGCCCACCGGAGGCGGUGAACCUCUUGGAGGCUUGGAGGUUCAUCGCUGGUCCGCCGGCUGGAAAUGAUAACUUAAUGAAUGUCAAAACAAAUAGUCAGAGCUGCAGAGUGGCUCCCUGGCAGGAAAUGCAUGUCUGUCUAUUUACUUUCUCUCUAUCUUUCACUCACACAUGUCUGGAGGGUGUGUUUUGAUUGUACACGAGCUGAUGGGGAUUUUUGUCUUGGAGUGGCGCAUGCCAGAGAUCUGGUGGUCCUGCCCACUUGGGGGUUAUUGAGAAACCCAAGAGUGCUGUCUUUUCAGGGGGGAGACUGGUUCUUCAGGCUCUCCAUGGGUCAUCAGUGGAUGGUGUUUCUCAGUCAUUACAUAGCUGUGAUAAUGCACAAUUCAGACAGGUGAGAUAAAACAUAAAGCAUGUCUUAUCACCAGCGUUUUGUUUGACACAAGUUCAGAUCUGUCCACAGUUCUUCUCUACAAACGCUGCAUCUGAAAUUAUAUUGUUAAACCGUUGUCCACCAGUCUUCAUUAGAUUUGUUUACUUUUUGGUUAUGGCUAAAUUAUAUGUAACCUAAGACAUCCAAAAUCCAUUGCCUGGUGAAAUGAGUGCUCCACCACACAUUUAGAUAAGAUGAAGAAUGUCCCUCUCAGCCCAGACUGCCAGCCUGACCUCAAGUCAGCAAAUGCUGUCAGACGGGGUCUGGCAGAGAGCGCUUUGUAUCCCAGUCCCACCAAGUGCCUCUCCUUACAGCGUGCUUACAAGUUGUAGCUCGAGCUUUUGAAUGCAUGCGGUGUAGUUUUGUCCAUUAUUUGAGAAGCCAGUGGUUUCUAUUUAUUUCCGUAUGUUUGAAAAUGAAUUAGCAGACUCAUGAAAGACGCUUCACCGUAAUUAAUCACGGUGAAGAUCAAGUCUGCGUCAGUGUCAUAUUAUCAUUCCAUGGUAAUGCGCUUUACAUAUUAGACGAAGAAUGUAACUUUAAACGCAGGCCGAGGGCUUCGGGACUGUGCUGAUGAUUUUUAUAUUAUAUGUAAAUGAAUGGAAGCCAACUGCUGCCUAAAAGGAUAAUAACAUCUUUAGAAUACAACAGCCUGGCUCGUAAAGUAUAAAAAAGCACCAUACUGAGGCUCAUUGUGACGAGGACAGAACCUCUAGUACUGAAACACAGUGUGGGACAUACAAUAGACAAUCUACAGCAUGUGUGUGUACGCAGCGUGACAUGCUAACUGAAACGUAGUUGUACUGUAGAGGAAGUAAAACUGAUUUGAAGGUUUACUACUCUGCUGUUACAUUUAUUAUUUAAGUGAAUAGUCAUAAAGAGGUGAUUAGAAUUGUGGGGAAAUCCAUAUGUCUGAGCAUUGGAAAUAUUUCAGAAUGUAAAAUAACCUUCAGUUCAAAUCCCACAAACACUUAGUUAAACAGAAAAAUGACAUAAUAAGAGGUUAUUUUCUUUGUUUUCUGCCUUGUGACAGCAUUAGCCAGCUCCUUUAGCCAUAGGAAAGAAAUGGGGAAAUACGUCUAAAGGAAUGUGCAUGCUCUCCUGGAAAUGUGAACCUGAUAUAUGAAGAAAUUGGGAAUAAACUCACACAAGCAGAAAGUAUUCUGCACUGGACCCUGGUAAAAGUCAAAACUGUUUUAUUCCUUGAGUGACAACUGCUGGCUUCUAAUAUCCCAGGUCAUAGUCACUGUGUUCACCAAAGUGAGGGCAGGACUGAUGUCACAGGGAGCGAGUCAGACGUUUAGACAAAUUGAAAGAUUAUUAACAGAUCUGUAAACUGAGAUUAAGGUGGAACAGAAUCACUUCAGCGUGUCAGACGUAUUUCUGACAUUUAUGGAAGGAAGUGCAUACAAUUUAAUUUACAUUACAUGAAAUACAAAUGUAUACACAUCUUUUUAAUAUCUAUUUUUAAAAUAAUCCAUUCUUUGAAUUGUGUUUUUAUAAUACAGUCUGACAAACAGUAACUGUGUUAUGUUUUUAUUUUUUAUUUUGACUGAGCUCAGAUUGUGGUGAGAAAACACUUGAUAAGUGGUAUGAUUUA